ACAGCCUCAUGGUCGGUCAAGAGCAACCCUCGACCUCCACCUUCCAUACAAUUAUCGGUGUAGACCUACAGCAUAGCUCCUACUGCCAUUGUAUACUUUCACGAUGCCGGGUGCAAUUAAGAGGAGGAAGCUGGCCACCGACCGCCAUGCGGCUUCCGUGAAACAGACUCGAGGUCUGCAAACUUUCACCACCACCUCAAAGGCAGUCAGCGUCGAGAAGUCGGUCAUCGAGAAGGCAUCGCAUGUCGAGACCAUCGCAAUUACCUCCAAAUCAUCCACUACCACCAAGAGAAAGCUUGUCGACAGCGAUGAGGAAAGCACGCCGGAGCAGUCUCCAGUCUCGAGCCAGACCAGCGUACGAGAGAUCAGAUCUCUACCUUCGCGACGAUCGAAUGACGUUCAAUCUCUCCAUACCCCUGAAAGACCAAUACUUAGCCAAGACUCCGCAACAUCGAUUGAGACUCCAACGAAAGGAGCACGAAGUUUAUUAGACCGGUUUCGCAUAUCAACUACAACCCCAACUCGAUCGCCGUUGAAUUCGAGCAGCUCAAGUCCAUCCAUUCUCGAAGUGAGCCCGGAAAAGAUAUAUCUUGAUACUCCCCACGACCUCCCUACCGAAUUACUCGACCUCAUCAAUCUACACGCAGCAUUCCUCACUGCAUUAUCGAUACAUUAUGCCCAUAAUGGGACCCAUGCGCCAGCAGAUCUACGCAACCUCUGUCCAGAUGUUGCUCGAGCGUGGGGAAAACGUACCGUCACCCUGGAAGAUAUUCGCAGAACCCUUGGCAUCCUGAAUACAAACAUACCUGAGAAGUACGAUCACAGAAUAUCACAAUUGAGCCUCUCAGAUUAUGGCCAUGGUAAGAUCUGCAUCGAGGUCAAGACGAAUGCUGGAAAGCCAGGAAGAAUUGCUCGACCUGUCAAUGAAGAUCUUCUCAAUAACAUAUUCGCAAAGGGCCUAGUUACAACUUGGGAAGGGAAGAUAGUUCAAAAGUCAGUGGUAGCUUUCAUUGAAGAUCUGCCGCUCCAGCCUAUCGCCAUUUGCCCUUCUUUGAUCAAGAUGUCACCAUUGCUUGCAAAAGGACAACGCAGGCUAGACGAUCUGAGAGCUGGUAUGGCAAGCAAGGACACGAAGGAGAGGAAGUUAGCAAUAACAUCAACCGCGAAUGGAACAAAGCCCAGCCUUCUCGAGCGUCUCCGAGCGAAGCAAUUGCAUCAAUCGACACUGGCACCGCUUCCUUCGAAGGCAGAGCUAGCCAGAAAAGCAGCGUUGGGAAGGAUUGACGAGGUCGUUGCUGUCCUCACGAUCCUCAGCACGUCCAACUCUGUUGGUCAGCAACGUAUAUCCUUCACUCUUCCCACGGUCAUUGGCAAGCUGAAGGAUUCGUUCAAAACUCCCAUGUCUAGAGAGGAAGCAGAUACCUGUGUCAGGUUACUAGCUGCAGAGAUCGCUCCGGAUUGGGUCAAAAUUGUGAAGAUGGGGAAGAUUGAAGCCUUGGUAGUGAACAGAGACGAGAGGCCGCAGGAAACGGAUAUCAAGGCGCGUGUUCAGCGGGUGAUUUGAGAUGUUCGGGAUUUUGGAAUUGCUGAGCUGAAGAUGAUCACUGUUGGAAGGAUGAUACCCGAUCAUGAGUUUUGGAUGAGCACCGAACAACUGCAGACGCAGUGAUGUAAAAGGCGGAAACAGUAGACACAAUCAUGAAAUGCAUGAAUGAUAAAUCAACGUAC
Mollisia scopiformis is the source of this 1728-nucleotide messenger RNA. RefSeq lists its product as uncharacterized. The record is from RefSeq and is a predicted model, not a curated record. NCBI's taxonomy places the organism in Eukaryota, Fungi, Ascomycota, Leotiomycetes, Helotiales, Mollisiaceae. Bases 104 to 1564 code for a protein of 486 amino acids. The transcript has a single exon.